This is a messenger RNA of Daphnia carinata, 1024 nucleotides long. RefSeq lists its product as uncharacterized. The record is from RefSeq and is a predicted model, not a curated record. The coding region runs from base 185 to 961 and encodes 258 amino acids. The transcript has 4 exons. Lineage: Eukaryota; Metazoa; Arthropoda; Branchiopoda; Diplostraca; Daphniidae.
ACUUGACUUGAAAAAUCCUCGAUUCGUUUUCUUACCUUGUUCAAGGAGGCGGAGUUGUUGCGAUCAUCGAUAACCACUGGUUAGGAAGCGUUGUAUAGUUUUGCGAGCGGGAGGUCCCUAUUGUCUACGAACGGAGCAGUCUGCAACAGGUGGUCCUUCCACGUCCGUCAAAUUCCGUAAAAUCAUGUCUUGCGGACGUUUUAAACGAGCGGCCCAUUUGGCCGUUUUCCUCUUGGUGCUUUCGAUGACCAGAGCCGAAAUAGGAGAAUCCAACGAGCCUCAAGAUAAUCAAAAUGGCCGUCUUUAUUUCAACAACCAGAACAGCACGUUGAUUCCUCUAGGAUCAGGUGGUGCCAUGUUGGUCUCGACGGUGGGCAUCGUAGCUCUCGUCAUCGGGGCUAUAGUCCUCAUCUCCUUGAUUUUCAAUCAUCACGGAUUGAAGACGGGAGGCAACCUGUUUUCACCUUGGUUGACUCAAUCCGGUUAUCCAGCGGGAAGCUACCAGCAGAGCCAAUAUUACACGCAGCCGCAGGCACAUCAAUACGUCUACGAACCUUAUUCAAAGUUGGGCUAUCAGAGUCAGCCAGUAGCGCGAUCGAGCGACUCACCAAUGGACUGGGACAGCCUCAAAAUUAUUGACUACAUCUCCAUGAUGGAAGAGAUGUGGCGUAAAUUGGACGUCCACGAUCCCAACUGCCAGAAACGCAUCCUCUGCGAAAUCCACCAGAACGAGAAAGCUCUAGGUCCUGCUGCUUCCAAAAUCGUCAACGCAUUCGGGUAUGCUCGCUACCUGUCCGUGUUUAACAUACCGGAUGCAAUGAAGAACAUGAUCGACGACUACCAGGAUGCUGCUGACAAGGGACGCUCUCUACACGACAAGGAAUGCAAAGACGUGUUUGAUACGUGCGAGUUCAGCGUCAAGGAGACGUUCCUCAAGAAACUCAAAAGCCACAGCGAAUAGCCAGUUCAUUUAAUUUCUAUAUGUAAAACAGCAUCGAUCACGUCGCACGCAUAGCAACACGCG